GUGUCCAGACCCAGGCCACAGGUGAGCAUGGCGGAGCAGGAGCCCACGGCGGAGCAGCUGGCCCAGAUCGCAGCCGAGAACGAGGAGGACGAGCACUCGGUCAACUACAAGCCCCCGGCCCAGAAGAGCAUCCAGGAGCUGCAGGAGCUGGACAAGGACGACGAGAGCCUGCGCAAGUACAAGGAGGCGCUGCUGGGCCGCGUGGCUGUGUCGGCCGACCCCAGCGUGCCCAACGUCGUCGUGACCCGCCUGACCCUGGUGUGCAGCACUGCCCCGGGCCCCCUGGAGCUGGACCUCACAGGUGACCUGGAGAGCUUCAAGAAGCAGUCGUUCGUGCUGAAGGAGGGUGUGGAGUACAGGAUAAAGAUCUCCUUCCGGGUGAACAGGGAGAUCGUGUCCGGCAUGAAGUACAUCCAGCACACGUACCGGAAAGGCGUCAAGAUCGACAAGACCGACUACAUGGUGGGGAGCUACGGUCCGCGUGCGGAGGAGUACGAGUUCCUGACCCCCAUGGAGGAGGCGCCCAAGGGCAUGCUGGCGAGGGGCAGCUACAACAUCAAGUCUCGCUUCACCGACGACGACAAGACCGACCACCUGUCCUGGGAGUGGAACCUCACCAUCAAGAAGGAGUGGAAGGACUGAGCCCUGGGCUGGGAGGCAGGCAGGGCGGAUGGAUGGACAGAUGGACGAUGUGCCCCACUCCACACCCCUCCCCACCCCAUACCAAAGUGCUGACAGGGCCCCUCCCCGGCUACCUU
Molecule: messenger RNA, 758 nt
Organism: Tupaia belangeri chinensis (Chinese tree shrew)
Lineage: Eukaryota; Metazoa; Chordata; Mammalia; Scandentia; Tupaiidae
Gene: ARHGDIA
Product: Rho GDP dissociation inhibitor alpha
Biological process (GO): Rho protein signal transduction
Cellular component (GO): membrane; cytosol; cytoplasm
Molecular function (GO): Rho GDP-dissociation inhibitor activity; protein binding
Source: RefSeq, a predicted model, not a curated record